Molecule: messenger RNA, 1224 nt
Organism: Phasianus colchicus (ring-necked pheasant)
Lineage: Eukaryota; Metazoa; Chordata; Aves; Galliformes; Phasianidae
Product: pepsin A-like
Biological process (GO): proteolysis
Molecular function (GO): aspartic-type endopeptidase activity
Source: RefSeq, a predicted model, not a curated record
AUGAGGUGGCUGUGGCUGAUGGGGCUGGCAGUAGCCACCCACGCCAUGAUGACAAAGGUCAUCUUGCAGCAGAGGAAGACAAAGCAGAGAGUGCUGAAGGACAGCGGGGUGCUGGGGGAGCUCCUGCUGCAGCAAGCCCUCUCCCCAGCAGUCAAACAUCACCGCACCACCACCACGGAGCUCUUGGAAAACUACAUGGAUCUGAGCUACGUGGGCACCAUCUCCAUCGGCACGCCAGCACAGCAGUUCUCUGUCAUCUUUGACACCGGCUCAGCCAACCUGUGGGUGCCCUCCGUGUACUGUUCCAGCCCGGCUUGUGCCAACCACCAACGCUUCGACCCGGCUCGUUCCUCCACCUACCGCAGCACAACCACCAGUGUGGCCACCUGGUACGGUACUGGCAGCAUGGUUGGUGUGCUGGCCUACGACACCGUCACGGUUGGGAGCAUCCAGGUGCAGAACCAGAUGGUUGGGCUGAGCCAGUGGGAGCCCGGCUCCUUCCUUGUCCACGUGCCCUUUGAUGGCUUCCUGGGGCUGGGCUUCCCCAAAAUUGCCUCCUCCGGUGCUACUCCGCUGUUUGACAACAUGAUGAGCCAAGGCCUGGUGGCUCAGGACCUCUUCUCCAUCUACCUCACCCCUGAUGAGCGGAAUGGCAGCUUUGUGCUCUUUGGUGGCAUCGACAGUUCCCACUUCACUGGGAACCUGAGCUGGAUCCCGCUGACUGCCCAAACCUACUGGCAAAUCAAGGUGGACAGAAUCACCAUGCAUGGCCUCCCCAUCGCUUGCAUCCAUGGCUGCCAGGCCAUCCUGGACAGCGGCACCUCGAUGCUGGCAGGUCCUGGUCUCAGCGUGCGCCACAUCCACCAUAAGAUGGGAGCCAUACGCAGCCCCAGUGGUCUGCACACAGUGAGAUGCAGCUCCAUUCUGCCCGACAUCGUCUUUGUCAUCGGUGGCACACCAUUCCCGCUGCCAGCCCAGUCCUACAUCCUCCAGAUGGAGGAUGGCUCCUGCAUAAGUGGCUUUGAAGCAUAUGCCCUGCCCGUGACCACCGAUGAGCUCUGGAUCCUUGGCAACAUCUUCCUGCGUUGCUACUACAGCGUCUUCGACAGAGCCAACAGCAUGGUGGGGCUGGCGCCGGCCGCCUGAGGCACACCACAGUCACAGAAUCGCAGAGCCAUGAAGGUUGGAAAAGACCUUUAAGACCAUCCAGUUGAAUUGUUGACC